GCUUCCAAAGAAGCCGAAGCAGCCGCCCGCUCUGCUCCCAAACCCAUGUCCCCUUCGGACUUCCUGGACAAGCUGAUGGGGAGAACUUCAGGCUACGAUGCCAGAAUCAGACCCAACUUCAAAGGCCCCGCAGUAAACGUCAGCUGCAACAUUUUCAUCAACAGCUUUGGUUCGAUUGCCGAAACGACGAUGGACUACCGGGUGAACAUUUUCCUGCGGCAGCAGUGGAACGACCCGCGGCUGGCAUAUAACGAGUACCCUGACGAUUCCCUGGACUUGGAUCCAUCUAUGUUGGACUCCAUCUGGAAGCCCGACUUGUUCUUUGCCAACGAGAAAGGGGCCCAUUUCCAUGAGAUCACCACGGACAACAAACUCCUCCGAAUUUCCAGGAACGGCAACGUCCUCUACAGUAUCAGGAUCACACUAACGCUGGCAUGUCCCAUGGACCUGAAGAACUUCCCCAUGGAUGUCCAGACGUGCAUCAUGCAGCUGGAGAGCUUUGGCUACACAAUGAAUGACCUGAUAUUCGAAUGGCAAGAGAAAGGUGCUGUGCAGGUCGCAGACGGCUUAACGUUGCCUCAGUUUAUCCUGAAGGAAGAGAAAGACUUGCGGUACUGCACCAAGCAUUAUAACACAGGCAAGUUCACCUGCAUAGAAGCCCGUUUCCACCUGGAGCGCCAGAUGGGCUACUACCUGAUCCAGAUGUACAUCCCCAGCCUGCUGAUUGUCAUCUUGUCCUGGAUCUCCUUCUGGAUCAACAUGGACGCCGCCCCUGCCCGCGUGGGCCUGGGCAUCACCACCGUGCUGACCAUGACCACCCAGAGCUCUGGUUCCCGAGCAUCGCUGCCCAAGGUGUCCUACGUGAAGGCCAUCGACAUCUGGAUGGCCGUGUGCUUGCUGUUCGUGUUCUCGGCCCUUCUGGAGUACGCUGCCGUCAACUUCGUCUCUCGGCAGCACAAAGAGCUGCUCAGGUUCAGAAGGAAGAGGAGGCACCAUAAGAGCCCUAUGCUGAAUCUGUUCCAGGAGGACGAAACCGGGGAAGGCAGGUUCAACUUCUCCGCCUACGGGAUGGGUCCUGCCUGUCUCCAAGCCAAGGAUGGCAUCUCCGUCAAAGGCGCCAACAACAACAACACAGCCAACCCGGCCCCACCGCCUUCCCGGUCCCACGAGGAGAUGCGCAAGCUCUUCCUCCAGCGAGCCAAGAAGAUCGACAAGAUCUCGCGCAUCGGCUUCCCCAUGGCUUUCCUCAUCUUCAACAUUUUCUACUGGAUUAUCUACAAGAUCGUCCGCAGGGAGGAUGUUCACAACCAGUGA
Alligator sinensis (Chinese alligator) is the source of this 1314-nucleotide messenger RNA. It is a transcript of the gene GLRA1, whose product is annotated as glycine receptor alpha 1. Gene Ontology annotation, molecular function: glycine binding; chloride channel activity; transmitter-gated monoatomic ion channel activity. Gene Ontology annotation, biological process: nervous system process; regulation of membrane potential; chemical synaptic transmission. NCBI's taxonomy places the organism in Eukaryota, Metazoa, Chordata, Crocodylia, Alligatoridae. The record is from RefSeq and is a predicted model, not a curated record. The coding region runs from base 46 to 1314 and encodes 422 amino acids. Gene Ontology annotation, cellular component: plasma membrane; neuron projection; postsynaptic membrane. The transcript is spliced from 8 exons.